This is a messenger RNA of Leptosomus discolor (cuckoo roller), 4412 nucleotides long. The record is from RefSeq and is a predicted model, not a curated record. NCBI's taxonomy places the organism in Eukaryota, Metazoa, Chordata, Aves, Leptosomiformes, Leptosomidae.
GGUAUUUGCAACAGGAAAAACUUCUAGCUACCUGCCGUGAAUUUAUUCUGGAAAGCUCAGAUUUGAAAGAAUAUGCAGAGCACUGUACAGAGGAUGGGUUUAUUCCAGCCUGCUUGCUGUCCUUGUGUGGAAAAAACUUGACAACUAUUCUUAAUGAAUACGUAGCCAUGAAAACAAAAGAAACAACAAAUGAAGUUCCAGCAAUGAUGUCAUCUCUGUGGAAAAAAUUAGACUAUACACUUUCUCAGAUCAGGAGCAUGCAGAAUUCCACUGGAUUUUCUGCUAAUCAGAGGACACGUACAAGAAGUGGAAUUGUAGAAAUGAAAAGACAGAGAAUGCUUCAGCAAUCGGCUCCUGCAAACUCAGGGCUGUUGUCAGUAGCCCAGCAGUCAGGGCCACAGAAUUCCUCUUCUAUUGUAUCUCCUCAAGUUAUUCACAGGCCAACAAUAAAUCAGAGCGUGUCACAGACGAGACUGAAUACAUUGUUUGUGCACCAGUCACAAACCCAAGAAAACAAGAUUGGCACAGGAGAUUUCAUACACAUUCAAGUUCCAGCAUCACAAGAACGAAAGCUUCAUUCAAACUUGCUUUCUCCAGGAAGACGGAAAAGUGAAUCUCAGAAGAGGAAAAGCAUUGCAGCAUCUGGGCUUCUUCCAGCAACUAGAAAUUCUCAAGACCCUGAUGAAGUAAUAGUAGAAAAGCAACUGGUUAUUGAAAAUGCCAGAGAAAAAAUCUUGAGCAACAAAUCUCUUCAGGAGAAGCUUGCUGAGAAUAUUAACAAAAUCCUGGGCAGUGAUGGCAAUGUCACUCAGGCCCCUAAACAGACAGACAGUGGUCCCACGGAACAGGAGACUUCAAUUGAUGAAAUCCUUGGACUUCAGGGUGAAAUCCAUAUGUCAGAAGAGGCUAUACAGGACAUUCUAGAACAGACAGAAUCGGAUCCAGCUUUUCAGGCACUCUUUGACUUGUUUGAUUACGGAAAGAGCAAGGUAAACAAGAACUUACCUGCUGGUAUUUCUGGUCAGAGUGGAGUGGAAAAUGCGAUCCUGGUGGAUGAGGAUAACCUGGAAACACUUGAAUGUUCUUUAGGAACAGAAGAAACGACUAAAUGUGAUAAUUCUAGAGAAUCACUAUCCUGUAAAGGUUUUCAGUUAGGAGAAGCAUCAUGUGCCUUGAAGACCAGCAUUAAUGAUGAUGAUAUUGCUAAGAAAAAUACAGCUGAUGAACAGUUGCAUGGAAAUUGUAGACCAAAGAAGCCUCCUGAAAUACUUAAAACCGUUACCCCUGAACAUAUUGGAGAGCUUGAAAUUGCCUUUGACACUGUGCCUGGUUUGGCUGAACCUAGCAAGAGACAGAGUUCUGAUAGCGAAUGUAAUGAACACUGUGGAGAUACUUAUGAUAAAAAAGAGUCGUCUGCAUUAGUGUCUGAAAGUGAAAGAGCUAUAGAAAUUGAAAAAGACCCACUAAGUCACAGUGCUCGAAGUAGUCCUCGUUUAGAGUAUGUUCAUUCUGGUAGUCCGCAGAUUUCUUUGGUUUCACUGGCAGAGGGUCCUACAGCCAGUGAAAACAAAACACAUUCUGGAAGUAAAUGUCACUUAUCACCAGGUACGUCACUGUCUGAAAAAACACCGACAGAAAGCCCUUCUGCUGGGAGCCCUGGCCACAGUGUACUGCUGAGAAGAAACAAUUCAUCGGUUUCCAGCCCGUCAGCAGAUGCAGGAAAAGGACAGGCUGUAACCAACGAUACGGCUGCCUUACCUGGGAUUUUACAGGAGAACGCGAGCCACCACUCUGGCCAUCGGGAACAGAGUACGCAGUCGGACUGUGCUGCAAGAUCUGCAGUGGAGAUUUCGGAUCUUGACAAAACAGAGUUGCAGCUUGAAGUUGUCGACACUUCUAACAAAACUUACUCAAGUGACCAGCAUUCACUUGAUAAGCCUUGUAAGAAAGAUUUUAACCUCCCUUCAGAACUGUCAAACUCAGAGGGGACACAGGGGGAAAUGCAGGAACCAUCAUCUUCUACAAAAGUAGAUGCUGAUAAUAUAUAUUUCUCUUCUGGUGAUGACGCAUGUACAGAAAUUUCUGUAGUAUCCACUGAAAACAAUCUGACUGCGUCUGAAAUACGCCACUCUCCUCUCCCAGAAACUGCAUCCUCAACAGAGGAGUCAGGUACUGAGGCCAAAAGUAUCAGCGGUGUAUCUUCUAGCAGUCAACCAAUGGAUGUUGAUCCUUCUAGUAUAAUGUCCCUCAAGAUCAUCAUCAGCGAUGACCCAUUUAUUUCAUCAGACACAGAGUUAAAUAAUGCUGUUUCCAGCAUCACGGGAGAAAAUUUGCCGACUAUAAUAUUGUCUUCUCCAGCUAAAUCCCCAACCAAAACUGCAGGCCUGUCCAAAUGCCUAACUUCAGAAGACACAGAAAAAAAUGUGGAUUCAGCUUUGGCGGAGCAGAAUCUCCUUGUGCUUAGGCCGAAGGAUCCUGUGGUCACCUCAGUUAAUGUGCCAAACGAGGACUGCACUGUUUUUUCAGUUGCGGGUACAACUAACCUUUCCAAGGAAGGGGGGUUUAUACAGUUGAUGCCAGCAACAAGCACAGCUUUUGGGAAUUCAAACAACCUUUACAUCGCCACCUGUGUGACUGAUCCAGCCACCUUGGGCACAGCUGUAACGCCGUCAAACGUGGUUGUAUUGCCCGGCAAUUCCAUGCCGGUGGCCGCCCAGCCUCCAGCUGUACAACAGUUACGGACUCCUCCUAGAUCCAGCACUACCUUUGCAGCCAACCAGACUGUCUCCCCAAACUUCCCACAGGGUUCUGCCAUUAUAAUUACAUCUCCGGUGCAACCUGUUCUGCAAGGAAUGGUGGGAAUGAUCCCUCUCUCGGUAGUAGGGCAAAAUGGAAACACGUUCUCAGCACCUGCCCGCCAGGUUCUACACAUGCCUGUGGCUAAUCCAGUGUGCAACAGAAGUGUCCCGAAACUUCCCAUCCCUCCCAAAUCACAAAAGAUUCCUGGAGCAAGGAACAAGGCCAACACAGGUACCCGCCUUGCGUUCUUGAGAAGGGCAGAAGAAAGAACUGGAAAUUCAGACAAGCUUAUCACUGCAGAGCUGGGAAGGAAAGUGGAGGAGAACUUACCUGUUGCCCCAGUAGAGACCACAAGCUCAAAUUCAAGACAAAGUGAAAGCCACAGGAGAGUGCUUUGCUUUGAUAACGUCCUGCCCGUUCCAGGAGGAACCACCCAAAUUCAGACUGCUAAGAGUUUAUCCCAAAAAGAAAGAAACGAAAAUAGUUUAUUUGCCGUUGAGACUGCAUCAUCCUCUGCUAAGGCACAGGUAGCAAAAAGAGAGAAAGACAAAACGUUGCCUAGAAUCCUGUGCAAGCCGGAAGUUGGUAGCAACAGAAGCACAUCUGCAAAGGAGCCGCAGCCCGAGCGGAAGGUGGCAACUGCAGGGCUUCCGCUAGAUCCCUUCCACAAGACUACAGCAAAUAAAGAAAAUGAAUUACGAAGGGACAGUGAUGAAAAACAGAAGAACCAGGACACCGCCAAGCUCUCAAAUGGCCAACAAAGCGUCAGCUUAUGGAACGAAAAGACAGUUGCUUCGGUGCAAGAGCUGAACAAAAAGCAAGGGUCGCUGUCGAACGGGAACAGCAAAUCUUCGGGGUCCAUUUCUUUGUCUUCGAAGGAGCCCAAGCGAGAGCCGGCUAAAGUUUCCAACCAAGGCCUUUGCCUGUCAAGUCCGUUCACUAAACAGUGCGUGGAAAUGUUGCAAGACAUUCAGUGGCACAGCCCGAGUAGUAAAACGGCUGAAAACGGAGAAUUGCCAGUGCCCCGUACGCCGUCUGGAGUUGGGGACCGGCACACAGAGGACACUACAGACAGUGUGCGGACCCCGACCUGUCGGCGCUUCAAUGAGGACAGCACGACCCCGAGGAUAAUGGUGCCCCCGGCUACGCCAGACUUGCCUGCCUGCAGCCCGGCUAGCGAAACGGGCAGCGAGAACAGCGUCAGCAUGGCGGCCCACACGCUGAUGAUACUGUCCCGGGCAGCCAUUGCAAGGACUAGCACCGCAACCCCCCUGAAGGACAAUACUCAGCAGUUCCGAUCUUUAAGGAGCGCAGUAAAGAAAAGGAAACUAGAAGACUUGAAUGAGGGCGAGAGAAAUUCUCGUUCUGCAAAUAGAAAAGACCUUCAAAGCUCUCCAACACCAUCAAAAAAGAAGAAAAUAAAGGCCGUACCUGAGCCGUGCUCGCUGGCUCGUACUGCGUGUGCGACAGGAUCCGAGGGGCUGCGCCUGGCUGAGCUCGGGGUGGGCUGCUGCUGGGGCCGAGAGCCCCGCUGCUCCCGGCCCGGCCCGGCCCACAGCUGCGCCUCCUGUGCCCUGGGGUACGGGGGAGCACACAGGCACUUCAGCGGCUGA